This is a messenger RNA of Heterobilharzia americana, 1665 nucleotides long. Lineage: Eukaryota; Metazoa; Platyhelminthes; Trematoda; Strigeidida; Schistosomatidae. The record is from the annotation of a GenBank genome assembly.
AUGUGGUUAUUGCUUUUGUGUUAUCACAAUAAAUUAUACAAUUCAAAUGCUUACCUUUUUGCUCAUCAUAUAGAUUACUUCGGAAUUGAAAGUGAUCAAAAAGAUGAAGAAAUCAAACGUCAAGAAGCUAAGCAUAAAGCAUUAACUGGAUCAAAAAAUUUCAUCGAUGAUCAAUAUUUCAGUGAUAAUGAUGGUAAUAGUGAGUUGUCUACAGUCAAGAGUAGUAGUAGUCGUGAGUUUCUACAAAAAAAUUCAUCUAAGAAAGUGGCUCAAUUUGAUUUCAAUGAAUUAUCUGAAAUCGAUUCACAAUAUUUUGGUUCCGUGGGAUCUAACUCAAAUGUAGCAGAAAGCUUGAAUCCGAUAAUCAGUCCACUGUUAAGUUCAAAGCCUGUAAUCAUCAAAAACGAUAGAAGACCUUUUCCUACUCCUACGGUUACUGCUCCUAAGAAUAAUUUUAACCGAAAGAAAUCGAAGCUGGAUUCAACUAUACCUGUGCGUGAUCCUGAUAACUUAUCACAACAGAAUGAUAUAUUAGAAGAACUUAACGAAAAUGAUGAUGAUGGUGAAGCUGAUACUGUGGAAUAUGGUUCGGAUGCAGUUAGAAUUGUACGACAAAGAACUAAGCUAAAUUUAUACACUGGUACAACCUUAGAUAUACCAUCUCAUAAUAAACAAAGUUCAUCAAUUCCAGAGAAGUUGGAUAGUCAAGGACAUCGUGUUCCAGAUGAAGAUCCAUUGAAAUUUAAUUUUCUAACUGAAGAGGAAGCUGCAACUGCACUGUACAAAUCAAUAAUUGAAAUAAGAGAAAAUGUGAUAGUUAUGAAUAAACCACGUGGAAUAGCAUCUCAGCCUGGUCCUGAUUGUAAAUACAACAUUAUUGAUCUGUUACCACGUAUUGAAUUGAUGGUAAGGAAAGGGAGGACACAUCGAGAUGACAAUGAUGAGACAAAAAAAGCUGGAGAAUUAUCACUUGUCCAUCGAUUGGACAAAGAUUCUACUGGAGUGAUGCUAAUAGCUAGAAAUAAAGAUGCUGCAUUGAAGUCAGAGUAUGGUUAUAUACAAUUACCGUUGACUGAACGAAAUUUCAAUGGAAUUCGUAAGUUGUGUGCUCCUGUGCUAAAUCGUCAUGUCCAAGAAAUGUCUUGUAAGGAAACACAAUCAGAAAUUGAUAACAAUGAUAACAACGAUGAUAUAACUGAUGCUUUUUCUUUGUUACAUAAUAAAAUGCUGAUCAAUAAAAAUCCAAUCACAUGGUAUCAUAUGUUGGAUAGACGCAAUGAUGCUGCAUUGUUGCUUUGUUCAACAUUGACAGGUAUAAAACAUCAAGUUCGUGCUCAUUUAGCAUUUGGUUUACAAACUCCAAUUCUAGGUGAUCAUAAAUAUUCACAUGCUGAAUAUUUAGCUCCUCAGCGUUUACCAAAAAAAUUAUUGGAAGCGCUUAACAUUAGACAGUCUAAAGUAAGAUAUUUAUCUUUACAUUUACAUGCUUCAAAUCUACAUCUUUGUAUUUCACCAUCAUCGUCUUCUGUGAAUAAUCAAGGCUUCUUUGAUUUCAUUCGUUCACGUGAUGAACACCUAUCUUGUAUUUCUGCUGUCAAUCAUCGUUCUAUGAACAAUCCUCAAAAUUUCAUGCACCAUUACCUAGUCAUUUUCUUGAUAAUUUAA